Molecule: messenger RNA, 758 nt
Organism: Cyprinus carpio (common carp)
Lineage: Eukaryota; Metazoa; Chordata; Actinopteri; Cypriniformes; Cyprinidae
Product: xenotropic and polytropic retrovirus receptor 1-like
Exons: 2
Coding region: 14-391 (125 amino acids)
Biological process (GO): phosphate ion transport; cellular response to phosphate starvation
Cellular component (GO): plasma membrane; Golgi apparatus; cytoplasm
Molecular function (GO): inositol hexakisphosphate binding
Source: RefSeq, a predicted model, not a curated record
CAGUGAAACAGACAUGGAGCUCUUGAAGCCUCAGCUGCAGCUUUACAAGGGAAGUUUGCUGUUGAUUGAAUUUCUGUUCCUGAUUGGACUGAACCUGUACUGCUUUAAUAUAUCAGCAAUAAAUCACACGCUCAUCUUUGGACUGGAUCCCAGAGAUCACCUCUCAUACUACCAUAUUUUCGAGAUGGCCGGGGGUCUGACUGUGUGCUGGUGCACCAGUGUACUGGCUAGUCUUCAUCCUUCUGUGUUGUCAGUCCCACAGCAGUUCCACCCACUACUUUUUCACAGCUUUCUCCUGUUUCUGCUACUAAACCCUUUCUCCAUCUUUCACACCCAGUCUCGUCGCUGGCUCAUAGUCACAAUGGUAAGACAUGGCAAAGAUAGGACCUGAUUUUUUUUUUUUUUUUUAUGUUAGUCUGUGUAUUAGUAGUGGGAAUUAUUAAGUGGCUCUCUCUGCAGGUUACACUGACAAGCCCAGAGCAAAAAGGUACCCAAACUGUCACUAGGACAGUACCCUUUCAAGAGGUACUUAUAUGUACACUUUAGGUUCUAAUAUACCUUUAAAUAUACUAUUAUGCACAUUUAAGGUACUAAUAUGUAAAUAAAGUUGAAAGAUGAACAUUUUACCUUUUGUACCUCAGGGUACCACCCCAGUGACAGCUUUUGUAACUUUUACUGAUAAUGUACUAUAUAUAGCCACAAAUGUCUUUACCAGUAAGUCAUUGAAUUAUUUGCUCAACUGAUUUGCUGAUUAAUUU